This is a messenger RNA of Myotis myotis, 2001 nucleotides long. RefSeq names its product glutamate rich WD repeat containing 1 (gene GRWD1). The record is from RefSeq and is a predicted model, not a curated record. The coding region runs from base 24 to 1361 and encodes 445 amino acids. The transcript is spliced from 7 exons. Lineage: Eukaryota; Metazoa; Chordata; Mammalia; Chiroptera; Vespertilionidae. Gene Ontology annotation, molecular function: protein binding.
GCCGACAGCUAGAGGCUUCGAGGAUGGCGGCGCGCAAGGGUCGGCGGCGCACGUGUGAAACCGAGGAGCCCAUGGAGGCCGAGUCCCGCGACGCUGGGUCCGAGGGCCCGACCCAGGUCUAUCUGCCCGGCCGGGGGCCGCCGCUGCGCGAAGGAGAGGAGCUGGUCAUGGACGAGGAGGCCUACGUGCUGUACCACCGAGCGCAGACCGGCGCCCCCUGUCUCAGCUUUGACAUCGUCCGGGACCACCUGGGGGACAAUCGCUCCGAGCUUCCUCUGACACUUUACCUGUGUGCCGGGACCCAGGCGGAGAGCGCCCAGAGCAACAGAUUGAUGAUGCUUCGGAUGCACAAUCUGCACGGGACCAAGCCCCCACCCUCAGAGGGCAGCGAUGAAGAGGAGGAGGAAGAUGAAGAGGAUGAAGAAGAUCGGAAGCCUCAGCUGGAGCUGGCCAUGGUGCCCCACUACGGCGGCAUCAACCGAGUCCGGGUGUCUUGGCUGGGCGAGGAGCCGGUGGCUGGGGUGUGGUCAGAGAAGGGCCAGGUGGAGGUGUUCGCGCUGCGGCGGCUUCUGCAGGUGGUCGAUGACCCCCAGGCCCUGGCCGCCUUCCUCCGGGACGAGCAGGCUCGCGUGAAGCCUAUCUUCGCCUUCGCUGGCCAUAUGGGCGAGGGCUUUGCCCUGGACUGGUCCCCCCGUGUGCCCGGGCGCCUGCUGACUGGUGACUGUCAGAAGAACAUCCACCUCUGGACGCCCACGGACGGCGGCUCCUGGCAUGUAGACCAGCGGCCAUUCGUGGGCCACACACGCUCCGUGGAGGACUUGCAGUGGUCCCCAACCGAGGACACGGUAUUCGGCUCCUGCUCAGCUGACGCCUCCAUUCGCAUCUGGGACAUCCGGGCCGCCCCCAGCAAGGCCUGCAUGCUCACCACUGCCGCCGCCCACGAUGGGGACGUCAACGUCAUCAACUGGAGCCGCCGGGAGCCCUUCCUGCUCAGCGGCGGGGAUGACGGGGCCCUCAAGGUGUGGGACCUGCGGCAGUUCAAGUCUGGCUCCCCGGUGGCCACUUUCAAGCAGCACGUGGCCCCCGUGACCUCCGUCGAGUGGCACCCCCAGGACAGCGGGGUCUUCGCAGCCUCGGGUGCAGACAACCAGAUCACACAGUGGGACCUGGCCGUGGAGCGGGACCCCGAGGCGGGCGACGCGGAGACCGACCCCGGGCUGGCGGACCUCCCCCAGCAGCUGCUGUUUGUGCACCAGGGCGAGACCGACCUGAAGGAGCUGCACUGGCACCCGCAGUGCCCCGGGGUCCUGGUCAGCACCGCCCUGUCCGGCUUCACCGUCUUCCGCACCAUCAGCGUCUGAGCGCGGCCUGGGAGCUGACGGUGAGGGAAGGGACUCGUUCAGAUCUGCGGACCGGCCCUUCUCCAAACAAGGACUUUGCUCAGCCCAUUGGCACCAGGAUGGAUUCUGCUUGACUUGCUGUUCUUUAAAGGGCCUUGAUUUGGUCUGAGGACCCCUCCAGCCGCAGGACUUGGUUUGAUCCAUGGCGCUCUGAGACAGCGGUCGCCAGCCUUCCAGACCUCAACCUUGCGGAGCACCAGGAGCACCACUGGUUGGCGACCACUGCUCUCAAACCACUGGGUUUGGCUCCAGCGGCCCCACCCACCCAGAGACGUGGUUCAGCCCAGUGACUUGCCCCCACCCUUCAGGGAACGCUGUUGGCCCAUUUCGAAGGUGGGCCUGUGUGGCCCCAAUUACUAGGGAUAUUUUGUCAGCUGAGGCACUUGGCUUGACCCUUUGACCUCAGGGAACUCAAGUGCUUUGCAAUGACUGGACCGAGUUUGAGGGGUGGGUCCCCCCCGGAGGAUUAGGUUUUGCCAGGACUCCCCGGGGGGGCUGCAUGGGCUUUCUCCCCUCCUCUGUGCUGAAGGCAGGUACCGUGGAGGGAGGAAAGUCGGGGGUGGGGGGUCCUAAGAGCCAAUAAAGGAGGGAAUAGGCCUGA